Sarcophilus harrisii (Tasmanian devil) is the source of this 1569-nucleotide messenger RNA. Its product is annotated as keratin-associated protein 4-3-like. Gene Ontology annotation, cellular component: keratin filament. NCBI's taxonomy places the organism in Eukaryota, Metazoa, Chordata, Mammalia, Dasyuromorphia, Dasyuridae. The record is from RefSeq and is a predicted model, not a curated record.
UCCUGGCAGGAGGGAUAUAAAAGCCCACCAGGCUAGGGCACCUUCACACGCAGCCCCACAGCUUCACUCACACUCACACCCACACCCACAUCCCCACACACACCCACAGGUACAGACACCAGCCCCAACCCGGUGAGGCUCCAGCACCUCCCUGCAUCAGGCACUCGGCCCCUCGCCGACACCCGUUUCCCAGUCUUUGCUGCCCAAGGCACCCCAUCCAGCUGCUCCCACCAUGGCAGACACCUGUUUUUCCGGGCCUUGUGUUCCCACGGCCUCGGCCGUCUCGGUCUGCUCCAGUGACGUGAGCUGCGGCAGCAACAGAGUCUGCUUGCCCAGUUCUUGCACCGGCUCUUCCUGGCAGCUGGACGACUGCCCAGAGAGUUGUUGUGAACCCAGCUGCUGCGGCCCCAGCUGCUGCGCCCCUCCUGCUGCCCAGCCGUGCUGCACGCCGGCCUCCUGCCUGACCCUCGUGUGCCGGCCGGUCUGCUGCAUGCCCGCCACCUGCCAGGCGGCGUGUGAACCCGGCCCCUGCCAGGCUGUCUGCACCUCCUGCUGCUCGCCCUCCUGCUGCCAGCAGUCUUGCUGCCAGCCCACUGGCUGCGGGUCUUCCUGUGGCCAGCAGUCCUGCUGCCCAGACCCUUGCUGCGCUGCCUCUCCCUGCACGGUGCAGUCCUGCUGCUGCGUCCCCAUGUGCUGCAAGCCCAGCUGCUGCAUCGCCCUGCCCGUGUGCUGCAAGCCCAGCUGCUGUGUGACCACAGCCUGCUGCCCCGCCUCCUGCUGCUGCCAGCCCAGCUGCUGCCGCCCGGCCUCCUGCGUGUCCCUCGUCUGCCGGCCCGUGUGCAGUUCGGCCUCCUGCUGUGUGCCUGUCUCCUGCAAACCCUCUUGCUGCGCCCCCACGUCCUCCUGCUCUUGCUGCUGCGCACCCUCCUGCUGUCCAGCCCCCACCUGCUGCCCCGCCUCCUGCGUGUCCCUCGUCUGCCGGCCCGUGUGCAGCCCGGCCUCCUGCUGUGUGCCUGUCUCCUGCAAACCCUCUUGCUGCGCCCCCACGUCCUCCUGCUCUUGCUGCUGCGCACCUUCCUGCUGUCCAGCCACCACCUGCUGCCGCCCCGCCUCCUGCGUGUCCCUCGUCUGCCGGCCCACCUGCUGCAAGCCCGCCUGCUGCGCUCCCAGCUGCGGCCAGAAGUCUUGCUGCUGACCACAGGCUGCUGCUCUCUGUCCCCCUGGCUGACGCCCUCUGUCUCUCCCCCGCCCCGGGAGCCACUUCUGCUGGUCUCCUGGAUCCCUCCCCGGGCAUCGGCCUCAGUAACUGACCGGCCACCGCCCGCCACCCUGCCUUGCAGAGACCUCAGAGAUGCCAAGGUGCAGCAAACAGCUCCGCCAUCCGAACCCCUGUGGGUCUCUUCCAAACCAUGGCUGCCCCAGCCUCGGCCCCUGCUUGGCGUGCACCCGGGCCCACUGCUUGCAGCCCCUGGGCAGGCUCUCUCUAAUGUCAGCGUGCAUGGGGAUGGCCUUGGUCAUGGCCAGCCCUACUAAUAAACAGCAUCAACUCACUUUUCUGGCCUCUCACUC